Molecule: messenger RNA, 4763 nt
Organism: Gigantopelta aegis
Lineage: Eukaryota; Metazoa; Mollusca; Gastropoda; Neomphalida; Peltospiridae
Product: coiled-coil domain-containing protein 157-like
Exons: 11
Coding region: 88-2508 (806 amino acids)
Source: RefSeq, a predicted model, not a curated record
AAACAACAUGGAUGCCAGAGAAUGUUUUCUCUUUUAAUUUGUGUACAUGUAACUGAUUAACAAACAGAGAAUACUAGUCGCACUAUCAUGGCAUAUAUGUUGGGAAGUGAGACGUGUAUGGAGAGCCUGCAGAAUGACAUCAAGGACUUGCAGUGGGCCAUCACCGACGUCUGCUCACACACUGGUCCGCUCCAGUGUCCCUCGUGGAAGUUCCCUGAUAAAACAUCGGACCAACUUGACAUCGAGGAACUUCUGGAGAUGUACAGUUUUUCUCAGGAUGAAGAAGAGUGUCAGGUUGCUCACAUUGCCUUGUAUGAUCUAGUCAUUGACAGGAUGGUGUUCCUUAUUCAUGCCUUUGCCAAGUACACAGAACAGCUGCUCACUCCAAAAGUGGGUAGAGACAACUCUGUCAUGACCAAUAGUUCGGUGGGCCUAGUUGUGAAGAAAUACUGGAAUCGACUAAAUGAGCUGCACACUACAUUUCAGCAGGAAAAAUCUGAGAACAGGAGUAAAACUAGAAAGAUAGCUGACCUGGAGAAAAUGGUUGAGAAAUUAUCUGAAGAGGUGAAGCAGUAUCGUAACCAUGCACCAGUAAUGAAACCCAGUCUGAUGGGAGUUAUUCCUCUAAAUGAUGCCGAUUUGGCCAGGUUAAAUGCAGGUUGUCUCACUGUAAGUGAUGCCGAUAUUUCCCGUGAUGAAUACAACAAAUCCAGUCAGACGUACGAGACUGCAUUUCUCCCAUGUGAAUCAUGCGGAGUUGUCCAAAAGGGUUUGAGAGAGGCUGGCAAAACCAUUAUAGAAGUGUGUCAGAGUCAGUCUCUACCAACUUCUCUGAAACGGUUUUACGUUCAGACUGCCGAUCUCACGUGGCUGAGUUAUAACGAUGUCAGGCGAUGGGUGGCAGAACAGAACAAAGACAUCUUACGGAUACACAAACACUUGGAGCAGACCGUUGCAACCAUCAAGCCCCUGGAGGCAGAGGUGGAGUCGUGUGAAAAACAGAUCAAGCAACUGGAGAAGAAGUUUUCAAAGUGUGAAAAGGAUCUGUUGCAGGAGCGUGAGACUCAGAGUGCGGUUAGGAAACAGUUCGAUAUGAAGUCUAAAGAACAAGAGAAAAAGUUUACGGAAGAUCUGGCUCUGGUGACUCGUGAAAAAUCUCAGUUAGAGGUGACCAGAAAAGAUUUGGAACGGUCAGUGGAGGGAUUGAAGGAGGAGUUAGUAUCACAGCAUGAAACACUGAGAGAACUAGAGACAACAAACAAGGAGUUGAAAGUUGAACUAGAAGAAAAAUCUACCACAGUUUUAGAAAUAGAUAAACUGAGGAGUCAUGUCAACAACUUAGAGUCAAAGUUAAAAACUGUUACAGACACCUUGAAACAGUCUUCUAUAGAUCUCACAAGGGAACAGGCCAAGAACAGAAGUGUUUCAAAGCAUGAACAGUCUCUCCAGUCGAAGCAGGAGAGUUUGAUUAGUCGUAUUGACAAACUGGACGAAGAGAACACUGAGCUCCGAGAUCAGCUGUUGGGACUUGAAGACGAGAAAGAGGCUGUGGAGGAGUCGCUGAAGUCAACACAGAGUCAAAUAACAGAAUUGCAGAAAACUAUCAAAGAAAAUGAGACUGUGAUUAAGGACUUGACCAGACAGAAAGACGAGAUACAGAAGGAUCUCCAAGAGACCCGUGAGUUGAUACAAAAACUGGAAGUGAAACUUGAAGAGGCUAAGGAACGUGAACGGCUGAUUAUCGAGUACCCCGAUCUCAAUGGCCCAGUGAAUCCAGACUACCAAGGAUCAGGAGAUAUUGUACUGGAUAUGGAGAAGCAAGUUGAGGCCAACACUUUAAGGAUUCGUCUUCUAGAGGAACAAAAUGAAGGCUUGCGUAACUCGAUUACCAAGGUCCUGACUGUGAAGACAUCAAAGACGACGGAGCCAGUCAAAUAUCAGAUGACUCAGCCGACCCCUCUCUGGAAGACCAGUACAUUAGAACAGUACCACGUUGAUGACCGCGACAACCACCAAGGCUCACUCUAUCAGGAUAUUCGGGGUUUAAACUGUAACAACAGCAAUUCGUCCAACAGUGUUCCUAACAAGGCCCGGGAACAACCAAGUCCUGUUACAAAGGAACAGACAUAUACCUCGAGCGCUUCUCAUGUCAAUAUUAAUGAUACAUUCCUGGUUGGCAAGGCAACGCGACCCACCAGUGCUGUGUCAGCUAAGACAGGUAGCACGAAGGGGAGACCACUCAGUGCUAACAAAGUGAUGGUGCCCGUGAAUGCAACGAGUAUUGGUGCUUAUCUUCAAAUGAAGAAGAGUGGACAUUCACCUCAGGGGAACCAUAACAAAACUGUUAAAGGUUCAAAUAAACCACCGUCUGGUAAACCAAGACAGUAUGCCUGGGCAGAUGGAGAUGGUUUCAGUCAUCCAGCACCAACACUUGCCUGUGCCUUCUGUGAUAAAAUGUACAGCAAUUCCAGGGACUUGGAAAUCCACAAGUCGUACUGUACAGGAUGACACGAUGUUCAACCAGUGUUUCAUGGGACGUUAUAGCUAACACACUGAAAAUAUUAAAGGUUUUUUGUUUGUACAUUUGAGUUGUAACCCGUAAUUAGAGUUAAUGUAAAGCAAAUAUGAUCAAAUAUCAGUUAGUAUUAGUAAAUUGUAUGUAUAACUAGUGAUAAGAACUAAUGUAAAGCAAAUAUGAUCAAAUAUCAGUUAGUAUUAGUAAAUUGUAUGUAUAACUAGUGAUAAGAACUAAUGUAAAGCAAAUAUGAUCAAAUAUCAGUUAGUAAAUUGUAUGUAUAACUAGUGAUAAGAACUAAUGUAAAGAAAAUAUGAUGAUAGAGUUGUAACCAGUAAUUAUUGUUUUGCUUUGAGAUAUUUUAUUGAUCAGAAAAAAGUCAAAAGGAUUGCACAACAGGCAGAGCUUAUAUAAGUACUCUCCUAAAACUAGUACCAGUAAUUAGACUUAAUGUAAAGAAAAUAUCAGUCUAGCAGUAAUCAGAGAAGUGAUCUCAUUUAGUGAUGAAAAUAAAGGAUGGAUUCUAUUUUCUCUCAUCCUCAGGUAUAUAGAAAGCUAUAUAAGAAAUUUUUAUCUUACAUGGGAUAUCACGUGCACUUGUUUAACAUGACGUCAUGAGUAAUAUAUGACAUCAUAUUAAUGUGAGAUGGUGAUAUGAGGUCAUUAGACACGUUUUAAAAUUAAUAUUGUAUGACUAAAACCUUCAUUAUAAAAGCUAUCUUGUUAAUUUGUAGUGUUAAGUUUUAUUUAGCACAUGAAAGAAACACAAUAAAUAUGGUAGUGUAGUUUAUUUAUGAUAAAAUGGUCAAAUAAAAAAGUUACUUGUUCAGCCAUUUUUGUCUAUUCAUGAAAAAUAAUGGUUUAUUUAUCGAAUGAAUGAGAGAAAAAGAUUCCAUCAUAUGCCGUCAUGUGGGAUAAAAAAAAAGAAGUACAAAACCUCGUUGGUGAAAUUUUUUACCAUGGGACUUGGUAAGCCUUGUCCCAGGUCAAAAUUUCUACCACUUUGGGUGUACUUUUUCUACGCCACAUGAUACAUAUGAUGGAGUCUUAUAAUCACCCAACCCCUUUUACAAUGAUAGAAAAGCUGAAUCAGAAGGUUCCAGAAUGUACUUAAAACCAAUACAAUAAAAAUACCUAGUUCCCUCCCCACCGCUAGAAUCUUCUGCUGUUGGUAUAAAUCACAAUUUGUAAUGUAUUACACCCCCUUAAAAUUUUUCAUGACAGAUCUGCGUAUGGUAUUACAAGGUUCAAUUUCCGUUUCGUAAAACUCAGCAUUUUAUUUUGAUGAUCUAAUAUAGUGCCUUGCUUACUACAUAUCCUUAAUGUAUUGGUGCGCUUAUAUACAUCUGACAGUUACCAAUGAUUCAAUUAAGUGUCUUUAAUAGCAUUUUAAAAAGCUUGGAACAUUUUAUGCCUUUCAUUUUUAUCAUCUUAAUUUAACAGAGUUGAUGAACCUCCAGAUGUUUCCUGACUUGUUAAUAUUAUUGCCACUUGAAAACUGUUCUGGUCCUGGUCGUGGAUCUUCUCCAAAAAGUUCAUUAUAAUCCACUGGGUUUUUUUUAAAACUCUUGCAAAAUUUUAUGGGCUUAUUUUGUUUUGUCCAAAGUCAAAAUUAUGAACAAAAACUAUGAAAUAUGUGAAAGUAGCUUUGAUAUCGAGGUUACCACACAGGCAGAUUUUAUAAGAAGGUGGAAUUGUAUUUAUAUUGCAUUGUGUUCUUCAUAUGGGCCUAUAUAUGUUUAUUAAUAUCGGUUACAAAAUGUUUGGUGUUUUAUUGUGCCUUCAGUAUGGUUGUGUCUUAACCUGUGCUUGAGUUAAAAAAACAGGAAUGAUGUCAUAAUUUGUUUUUAACCAAUGUUCUGGUUUGUUCAGCCUUUCAUAACUCAAGCCCUGGUGUUAACAUUCCUGCUUCAAGUCAUAAGUAUUUUGUUUUUAUAUUUAUUGUUAAUAUGUUACCCUGUUGUUGUUGUUGGAGUUUACUACUGUCCGUCUAGUAUUUUUAUAUUUUUAUCUUUAUUGUAACUGUCUUGUCAAAUUGUUAAAAACAAAAAUGAUACGUGUUUGAACAGAAAUGAUGACAUAAUUUGUUUUUAACUAGUGUUCUGAAUGUUCAGCCUUUCAUAACUCAAGGCCUGGUGUUAAAGGGACACACCCUAGUUAUGGCUAGUUGUUAACCAUUACGGCGUCGUUUUUUGCUAUUAAACCUAUUUUUUUCACAAAUAAAAUUGCACUUUACUUACAUUUUAUU